Nerophis lumbriciformis (worm pipefish) is the source of this 1356-nucleotide messenger RNA. The record is from RefSeq and is a predicted model, not a curated record. Lineage: Eukaryota; Metazoa; Chordata; Actinopteri; Syngnathiformes; Syngnathidae.
AUGGACAUGCCGUCUCUGCUUCUGCUUCUCUGCCUCCACAUCUGCUUCUGCUCUGCCUACGAAGGGUCAGGACAGCACGCCUACGGAGAUGAUGAGGACUGGUAUUCUCAUGCAUUCCAAGGGUCGGCGUGGUGCGCGCCCGUCAAGGUGAAGCACGGCGACGUGAGCUGCCAGCCUCCCCGGGGCCAGCAGUCCAAGAGCGCCAUGGGCGCGCGCUGUAAAAUCCGCUGCAAGCAAGGAUACGAGUCCCAGAGCAGCGAAGUGGUCUGCAUGGCUAGCAAACACUGGUCCUCCAACUACGCCUGCCGAGAGAUCCGCUGCCCCAAGAUGAACAUGCCCGUGAACGGCGGCUACAAGUGUUCGGACGGCUCCUACUACAACUCUCGCUGUGAGUUCUUCUGCUCGCAAGGCUUCCUCCUCAAGGGCGCCAAGACGGCCACCUGCCAGUACAACAAAGCCUGGAGCGCCGCCGUCCCCGCCUGCGUGGACGAGGACCCCCCGAAGAUCAAGUGUCCUCACGUGAAGGAAAAGUGGGCCGAACCCGGCAAGCUGACGGCCAGGGUGAGCUGGGACACGCCGGAAGGCCUGGACACGGCCGACGGCGUCCUCACCGACGUCAUCCUGAAAGGGAAAGCGCCCAAAUCGGACUUCCCCGAGGGUCUUCACAAAAUGUCCUACACUGUGAUGGAUCGCGCGGGGAACAAAGGAAGCUGUCGCUUCACCGUCCGAGUCCGAGUUCGGCGCUGCAGUCCGCUGUCCCCCCCUGACAACGGCUACAUGAAAUGCGACAGCGACGGGGAUAACUACGGCGCCACUUGCCAAUUCACGUGCGCCGGCGGCGCCGAUCUGCAGGGCAGCGCCGCCAGAGUCUGCCAGUACGGACUCACCUGGUCCGGAAGCGACGCAAACUGCGCACCCAUGAACAUCAACGUGGGCGUGCGGCGGGCCUCGGCGCUACUGGACCAAUUCUACGAGAAGCGACGACUCCUCAUUAUCUCGGCUCCCACGGCGGCCAAUCAUAAUUACCGCUUCCAGAUGACCAAUCUGCAGCACGCCCAAUGCGGACUGGACCUGCGUCACGUGACCGUCAUCGAGCUGGUGGGGAAUUACCCCGCCCAAAUCGGGCGGAUCCGGCACAGGCUCCUCCCCCCCAUGCUGGCCUUGCAACUCAGGUUGUUGCUCCAGAUCCCGCAGAGGUCCUUCCAGAUGGUCCUGGUGGACAAGCAGGGGACGGACAAGCAGCGCUACCCGUUCCCCAUCACGGCGGCCGAGCUGUUCGCCACCGUGGACACCUUACCGUUGCGCAAGGACGAGAUGCUGCUGCAGCAGGCGGCCGGUCAGAGCUGUCAGUCCUAA